CUUGCUCAAGGACACAAUGGUGGUGGCUGUGGGGCUCGAACCAGCGACCUUCUGAUUACCAGAUUACUAGUUAUGUGCUUUAAACCACUACACCACCACCACUCCAUAAGAUCUGCCUAAACAAAAGAACUUCAAGACUGAGCAAAGAUACAAUCAAAAGCAGGGCUUAUAUAUACACAUACACACACACUCUAACAAGCCAGGCACAGGUGAUAUCAUUGACUUAAAUUCUAUCAUGACAUUACUUUGACUCAGGACAUCAUACCCGAACUCAUAAUGGCAGGAAUCUGCUGGUUAAUAUAGUUAUUGUGAUGCUACCAAGGAACAACAAAUCAGUCUCAUCUUCUACCACUAGAUGGCAAAAUAACGACCUUUAUCACUGCCUUGAUUUUAUUCUUUGCUUUUAAAAAAAAAAGAGGAUGGAAAGUUGUUUUGGAGUCAAGGGUCUGAGAGAGACAACGACUCUGCACUGUCUGGCAAAGAAACACACACACACACACACACACACACACACAUUCUCAAACCACACUCCCUCCCACUCUCCAUCAAUCUAACAGCAACUGGGGCAGUGUGGAGAAGCGUGUCAUUCUUUUUGGAUGCAUGUGCACAUUUACAUGUGUGCAUUUUGUUCCUAGCAACUGGGAAAUCUUUCUUAGACUAGAUGAAAGACAUUUUCACCUGUUUAUCUAAAACAUUCACUCUGCAGCCACAGGCAUCAGGACACUAGAAGUUCAUUUUGUUUUGUUUUUUGGGAAUGGUUUCUUCAAAUGAACUCCACAGGACCACUGUACAGAUAAUGGAUUGUUAAAGAGGCCGUGGAACAUUAUUUUUCUUCUAUGGUCACUUUUUUAUUUUUAUUUUAGUCCUGAUUUUUGCUUUAUUCAAACAGUGCUUUACAACAUGUGCAGACUUUGGAGGAUAGCAGUACUGCUCUGUGUCAAACUGAUGGACAGUGUGAAUGGAAAUACAGGACUUAUGCCAGACAGAGGGGUAGCGGCUUCCUCUUGCUAUGGAGGUUUUGACCUCUAUUUUGUACUAGACAAAUCUGGAAGUGUGCAGCAUCACUGGAAUGAAAUAUAUAACUUUGUGGAACAUCUGACCCAUAAGUUCAUAAGCCCUCAGUUGCGGAUGUCCUUCAUUGUAUUCUCUGAUCAGGGCAAGAUUCUAAUGCAGCUUACAGAGGACAGGGACCUAAUUCGUAAAGGUCUGGAGGAACUCGAGAAUGUGCGGCCAGGUGGAGAUACUUUCAUGCAUGAGGGCAUUCAGAGGGCAAGUGAACAGAUUUACUAUGGUAACACUGAGGGAUACCGCACAGCCAGUGUCAUCAUUGCUCUCACAGACGGAGAACUGCAUGAAACUCUCUUCUAUUAUGCUGAAAGAGAGGCCAAUCGCUCCCGCAGUCUAGGCGCCUCUGUGUACUGUGUGGGUGUGAAGGACUUCAAUGAAACUCAGCUAGCCAAAAUUGCUGACAGCAAAGAUCAUGUCUUUCCAGUAAAUGAUGGAUUCGAAGCUCUCCAAGGGGUCAUUGAUUCGAUCUUGAAAAAAUCAUGCAUUGAGAUCCUUGCUGCAGAACCUUCCAGUAUCUGUGCUGGAGAGGCAUUCCAAGUCGUUGUGAGAGGGAAUGGAUUCCUUCAUGCAAGAAAUGUGGACAAGGUUCUUUGCAGCUUCAGAAUUAACGACACCCAUACCAGAAUGGUGAAGCCAUUAAUAGUAGAGGACACAUACCUUCUAUGUCCAGCUCCUGUUCUUCGAGAGGAGGGAACGGCUGCCUCUCUUUACGUCAGCAUGAAUGAAGGCCUGAGUUUUAUCUCCAGUUCUGUUACCAUCACCACCGUGAGCUGUUCUGAUGGUACGAUCCUGGCCAUAGCAUUACUUAUUGUGUUGUUACUACUGAUUCUGGCCCUCAUGUGGUGGUUCUGGCCUCUCUGCUGCACUGUGAUUAUCCAUGAACCACCACCACCAAUUGUGGAAGAGAGUACGGAUGACGAAGAUGAUGGAGCCCCCAAAAAGAAGUGGCCUACAGUUGAUGCCUCCUACUAUGGGGGUAGAGGAGUCGGGGGCAUUAAAAGAAUGGAGGUUCGCUGGGGUGAGAAAGGUUCGACUGAGGAGGGUGCUAAACUGGAAAAGGCGAAGAACGCGAGGGUAAAGAUGCCCGAACAAGAGUUUGAAGCUCCUCCAGCUCGAAUCUUAAAUAAUGGCAUGCGGAAACCUCCAGGUCCUCGAAAAUGGUACUCACCAAUUAAGGGAAAACUGGACGCAUUGUGGGUACUUAUGAAGAAAGGCUACGACAGAGUGUCCAUCAUGCGACCACAUCCAGGGGACAAGGGUCGCUGUAUGAACUUCACUCGUAUCAAGUCCAGUCUUCCUCCCCGGUAUCCAUCCUACAACCAAUCUUCACACAUCUACACCCCAAAACAAACCCUCAACCCACCCCCUCCUCUGGGCCAGCUGCCCCCUCCUCCUUGCAGUCCACCCGCCUCCCUCUCCUCCAGUUUACCUCCCCUACCUUCCACCCCACCUCCCCAUGGCAUCACUCCAUCCCCUCCCAUUACCCCUCCACCAUCCUAUUCUCCACCCCCUGUCUGGGCUUCAUCUCCUACCACCCUCUUCUUUUCUCCGCCUUCUCAUCCACCAUCACCUACUUCCUCCUUGCCUCUACCCCCAGAAGCCCCGCCUCCAUGUAGAGCUCCACCUCCGGACCGGCCACCUCCACGGCCCUGUCUGUAAUGCGGCGAAUCUGAGUGGACUGCUUCGAGGAAGUAAAAAGGAAACAGGAAAUAUACAUUUCCCAGAUCCUCCUAACAGAUUGCCAUAAAUGCAAUACAUUUCAAAGACUGACUUGUGAAAUAAAUAGCAUUUGCUUCCUUGCAAGGACAAUGAAAUGAACAAACAAAUGGAAUUCAAGCCACCAUGCAACUCGAAAACUAAAUGGUGCAAACUCUGAAAUCACAAACAACACUUUUCACGUAAAAUUCACGUAAGAAGCUUUUGUUUCUUCAAAUGGUGGGCACCAUUUGCUUGUUUGUGAAAUGAACUGAGCUUUGAGAGCAAAAGUGGUUGGUCCAUCAUUGGAUCCAUGGAUGUUUCACAAUUGCAGCCACAUGCAGCAGUCUUAUAAAUAUAGGAAAUACACUAUAUGGCCAAAAGUAUGUGGAUGCCUAAACACCACCCAUAACCAUUGGCAUUAAUAGGGACCUGGAAUAGGUCAACCCCAAGAGCUUCCACUCUUCUGGUUCAGCUUUCCAUUAGAUGUUCAAACAUAGCUAUGGGGAUUUGCUCUCAUUCAGAAUCUAGAGCAUUGAUAUUUGGUGAUGGUGCCUGGCAGUUCAUCCCAAAGGUGUUCAGUGGGGUUCAGGUCUGGGCUUUGUGUCAGUCAAGUUCUUCCAUACUAGAUUCAGUAAAGCAUUUCCAUAUGGACCUCAGCUUUGUGUACAGGGGCGUUAUCAUGGUGUAACUGAAAAGAGCCCUCCCCAGAUUAUUGCCACAAUGCCAUUGUAUUGUGUAGCAUUAAGAUUUGUCUUCAAUGGAAUAGUCAAACCUGUUCAUUAGAAGGGGUUGUCCUCAUAGACUACGUUUGGCCAUGUAGUGCAUGUCCACAUUUUUAACUAGCAUGGAUUGAGGGGAUGAAGUAGUUUUAACAGUAGCCAUUUCCAUCCAAGUUGCAAAUUGUAUUUAUGCAAAAGAAAUGGGAAAAACAAAUUAUCGCAAAAACUAUUCAUGAAUAAAGCAGCAUUUCCAUCCCGUGUUUAAGAGAACAAAAUCGUUCCUUCUGGGAGAAUUGUAAUGUCAAAUAAUUUCAUUUGCAUUGCGAUUUUAAUAAAAUGAUCUACCUCCGUUUAUGGAUUUUGAUACUCUAGGUACUAUCAACACAUUGGAAUUUUACAACCGUAGUGAACGUGACAGAAGUUUGCUUAAGUGCUUUGGAGCUAGAGCAUUCAAAGCUUUGUAAGUUAUUAGGAACCAUUUAAAAAUUGAUAUGAAACCUAACAUGUAGCCAAAGCAGUGACGAUAAAAUUGGGACAAUAUGAUCAUAUUUCUCGGUUCUAGUAUGCACUCAUGCUGCUGUAUUUUGAACCAACGGAAGCUUAUUUACUGAACCUACAGGACAUCCUCCCAGUAAUGCAUAUAAUAAUCUAGUUGAGGUCAAGAACGCAUGAAUUAGCUUUUCGGAAUCAGAAACAGAGAGCAUUUGUCCUAACUUUCAAUAUUUCUAAGGUGGAAGAAUGCUGUUCUACAAAUAUUGUAAAUGCGAUUGUCAAAGGACAGAUUGCUAUAGAAUCAAACAUAACACCCAGGUAAUUAACUGUAGAAGACAAUUUAACAAUACAUCCAUAGAGAGCCAAAUUAUAUUCUAGCUUCUUAUUUUUAGAGGUUUUUGGUCCAAUAAGUGAUACCUCUUUUUUGUCAGAAUUGAGUAGAAGUACAUUUCUAGCCAUCCAGUCUUUGAUAUCAUUAGUACACUGUGCUAUCUUGGAGAAUUGGGACAUUUUGCCAUGUCUCGUAGGUCCGAAGGUUGAAAUAUAAAGUGGAGUAUCAUCAGCAUAACAAUGAAAACAAUAGGUUCUCUGAAACAGAGUGGAGAGAUCCACCUAUGGGAAGGGCAUCCGUACCUGACCUCUGCAGAAGCAUCCAAUUGCACCAAGUCUGGCUAGACAGACAGAAGCGCGUGACCUAUGCUCAGUAAGGACCCACCCCCUUACCUAAGAGCAUAUAACGACCUGCACACGUUGCUGCUCCUCAGAAAGUAUAUUCGCUUCUUGUGCAGCAAGCGGGGCAAGCUUGGUGAAUCUCUCCACUCGACGUUUCAGAGAACCGGAGUUACAUGAGUAACCUAUUGUUCUGUUUCAUCAUCUCGUGUUUGAGAUCCACCUAUGGGAGACAUGGACAGCUCCCCGAUUGCACAAUAUAUUCACAAUGAGGUCCUGCAAGCCGGUUAAGGGAACGGUCGCCCCAAAGAGGUGGUGGCUGGCACAACCCAUAAUCACACACGGCAACCCUGAAGCACACAAGUGAGAACUGUGUACAGGUAGAGCACAAGUAACAUGUUAGUUGCAUAAACAUAAAAAUCAGCCCAGCAGCAUACAGUAAAGACAACACCCAGGCAGGAAUGUUAAUGCAUGCUUGGUGACAUGAAUGUGCACGGCCAACCGGCCCAUUACCCCUUUUUCUUACUUAUAUAUAUUAUAUAGAAAAGGAGCUAACAGGGGAGGGGCUAUGAAGAACCCAUCCCCAAGACAGAAUGAGAUACCGGGGUCCUGGUAACAUCCAGCCGGUAGUAAUGUACAAAAGUAUGGGGAGAAGCCCAGCUGGCAGCAGAACAGAUGUCCUGCAAUGAAACUCCCCUGAAAAGAGCCCAAGAGCCCCCCUGCCCCUCGUGAAGUGGGCUCUGAUGCCUUCUGGAGGCAGCACUCCCCUAGAUUCAUAAGCCAAAAUUAUAGCUUCCAAAAGCCAAUGCGAGAGGUGUUGCUUAGAAAUGGGAUUCCCCGAGUGAGGGGGGCCCAAGAGAUAAAGAGCUGAUUACUCUUCCGAAAAGUACUGGUCCUAUCCAAGUAAGCCCGCAGGGCAUGGACUGGACACAGACCAUUCAGCCUCUGAUCCUCCGCAGAUGAAAAAGGAGGAGGAUAAAAAGCGGAAAGCUCCAUUACCUCACAGGAGAAUGCUGGGAAGCAUUUUUGGCAUAAAGGCUGGGUUAGGCUUAAGGAAAACCUUAUCUCCACUAAGAGAGAAUUUAGUGCAAGAGGAAUGAACAGAGAGUGCAUGCAGGUCACUGACACGUUUAGCUGAUGCUAAGGCCAGGAGCAACGCUGUCUUGAAAGACGGCAAUUUUAGGGAAAUGCUUCUCAGGGGCUCAAAAGGCGGCUGACAUAAAGCCUCCAGCACCAUGGAGAGGUCCCACUCAGGAACAGUUCUCCUAGUAACUGGGAGAGAACGGCGGGCACCCUUCAUAAAUCUACGAAUGAGGGGUGCUGCCCUGCCGUUGAGCCGUCAAACCCAAAAUGACAAGCGUAAAUAGCCGCCAGGUAGACCUUAAUAGUGGAAAAAGACCUGCCUUUAUCCAUAAGGUCUUGUAAAAAUCACAAAAUAUCAGAGACUGAACACUGAUAUGAUGUGGACCACGGCCAUCACACCAACCUUCAAACACUAGCCACUUACAGUCAUAUAGGGACCUUGUGGAGGAGGCCCUAGCCUUCUGUAUAGUGGCAACCACCCAUGGGGGAAGCCCCAUCAAGCUUAAAUUUGUCCUCCCACGGGCCAAGCACAAAGAGCCACCCUGUCCGGGUGUGGGUGAUAUAUCUCCCCAUUCGCCUGAGACAGCAGGUCUGUGCAUAGGGGGAGGGGCCACGGUUGGGCAUACAGAAGAGGAAUUAUCUCUGCCAGCCAUGGUGCUUUGGGCCACCUGGGUGCUAUCAAAAUGAGGGACAGGCCCUGUUCUCUCACCCUGGCCAGGGUAGGUAUUAACAGGCACAGGGGAGGAAAUGCGUAGAGCAGCACUUUGGGCCACGUUUGGGCUAGUACGUCCAUGCCGAUGGGCGCGUCCUCGUCCUUUAGCGAGAAGAACAUAGGACAAUUGGAGUUUCGCGCGAGGCGACGAGAUCUACGUUCGCCUGUCCGAAUCUUUCCCACAACAUGCCCACUAUCUGGGGGUGGAGGCGCCAGACUCCGUAGAGCGGGUUCCCCCUGUUCAAAAUGCCUGGAACAUGGGUCGCGCAUAACGACAGGAAGUGCCGCCUGCUCCACACUAAAAGCCUGUGAGCUAGGGCAUGAAGCUUGGGCGAGCACAUGCCACCCUGGCGAUUGAUGUGUGCUACUGCUUUGGGAUUGUCACAGCGAACGAGCACAUGAUUCAGAGCUUUCCAUUCAGUCAUGAGCUCCAAAUAAUUUAUGUGGGCUGAACGAAGUUCGCUCAGCCACAAAUUGUUCACCGUCCUGCCCUCCUGAGCGGCUCCCCACCCUGUUAAGGACGCGUCUGUCGUUACCACUUUUCGCAACAUAAAAGCCCAGAGAGGGGUCAUUUGUACGUAAAGGUCUGCGCUCCUCCAGUGGCGCAAGGCUGCUGUGCACGAGUGCAUCACUGUAACAGAGCGACAGAGGUUGUGUAAUGGGAAGAAGUGGAGGGAUAAAACCCACUUCAUGAAUGCCCUCAUUCGCAGAAGGCCCAAAGGCAAAACCUGAAUAGCCGAUGCCAUAAGACCCUGUAAUCUUAGACAUUUGCGAUAUGGCACUUUCGUCCCCUCCUUGAAUUGUGAUAGACAAUACAUUAGAGAGCGAGCGUGUGCAUGGAGAUUGAAUUCAGCUCCAGACCCAGGAAUAGAACACUUUGGGCAGGUGUAAAAUUGCUCUUGUUCACAUUCACUCUGAACCCGAGUGACGUGAUGUGCGUGAGCACACGGCGAGUGUCUUGCACCACUUUCUCCUUGGAAUUGGAGCAUUGUCUAUGUUUGUUAGGAUCAUUAGACCCGUUAUUCUCAGCAGCGCUAAGCCCGCCUCCACACAAAGACAGAACACCCUCGGACUCAGCAAGAGGCCGAAAGGGAGGACUGUGAAUUUGUGGCAUAUGCCCUGAUAGGUAGAUGCUGAAGUGGAAAAAGGCAUCUUUCAGAUCGACUGAUCUAGCACGGGGAGGUUCCCCAACAUGAGCUGGACAGGGGAACACACAUUGUUCUGAACUGAACACACAG
This is a messenger RNA of Xyrauchen texanus (razorback sucker), 7679 nucleotides long. Its product is annotated as anthrax toxin receptor 1-like. The record is from RefSeq and is a predicted model, not a curated record. Bases 901 to 2727 code for a protein of 608 amino acids. Lineage: Eukaryota; Metazoa; Chordata; Actinopteri; Cypriniformes; Catostomidae. Gene Ontology annotation, molecular function: signaling receptor activity. Gene Ontology annotation, cellular component: membrane. The transcript has 18 exons.